GGAUCCUUAGACGCUCAUAUAAUCGUGUACUAAUUUUUCUUUGCCAAAUACGAAAUUGUUUUUGUUUUUAAGUUAGUCAUCAAAUAUCAAUUAAUUGUGUUAUCAAAUCAAACCGGUCACCGGUGUUACUUCCUUUUUUUAAUCACAUGUGUAUAUACUAUUUUAUGGGACACAUAACACAGAAACAUAAUAAUUGGUUUCUAAAAUAUGUUUUUUAUUUCGUAAAGUAAGCAUUUUCACGUCCAAUUUGUUUUCCUGUUACUAAGACACUAUAUACAUUUCUAGUUUUACAGUUCCCUACUGUUACAUUUCUACUCAACGUAGUUUUUGCUCAACUAAUCGAGGUUUAUUUUCGAUUAGUCCGACAUGAGUUCACAUUCGAGUUGGCAAUCGAAGCAAGUCGCAUGUCAAACUAGGAACCAUUGGUUUUUAUCAUUUCAUGCAAACAACAUUCCGGGAAAAUAAUAUUUUCCGGAUUUUUAAUGCACCCACCACCCCCUCGGUAUUUUAUAGUAAAAUCAAAAGUAUACCUACAUAAAUGUUUCUAAAAUAAAUAUAUAAAAUGUGUGAAGAAGUUAUUAAACUCAAAGAUCUUAAACACGUUCCAGACAAAUAUUAUGGUUACACUCAAGAACUACGCAAUUCAAAAACUCCCAUUAUUAUAGAUAAUGGUAAAUAUAAUAUUUAUAAUAGAAAAUUGGAACGUAUGUAGGUACUUAUAAUAGGUAUAUAGCUGUACCAGGUUUAUAAUUUUGAUGACUGAAUUUAUUUAUAUUUUUUUUAAAAAAAUUCAAAAUAUGUUUUAUUAGGUUCAUUUACUUGUAAAGCUGGGUGGGCAACUUCUGAUGUACCAAAUCUUACAUUUAAAAACAUUUUAGCUCGUCCAAGAAAGGAACGAGGGAAAAAAGUAAUAAUUUUCAAUAUUUAUAGGUACCUAUCCAAAAAAUUCUAUAUUUUAUUUAAAAUGCAUUUUUAGGAUGGCGAAACAUUAAUAGGAAAUGACAUAGCAAAUAUAGAAGCAGUUCGGUUCCAAUUGAAGUCACAAUUUGAUCGUAAUAUAGUUACACAAUUCAAUGUUCAAGAACAAAUUUUUGAUUACACUUUUUCACAUUUGGGCAUUGAUAGUGAUGGAAAAGUAAACCAUCCUAUUAUAAUAACCGAACCUGUUGCUAAUCCUAAUUGUUCUCGGAUGUGUAAAUAUAUUUAUUUUUUUGUACUUAUUUUUAGGAUUAAAUUAUGUUAUUAUUUUUUAGUGAUGUCAGAGUUAUUAUUUGAAUGCUACCAUGUUCCUGGUAUAUGUUAUGGUAUAGAUGGUCUUUUCAGUUAUCUGCAUAAUUGUUUUGACAAAAAAACUGGACUUGUCAUUAAUUGUGGUCAUCAUACAACUCAUAUUAUACCUAUAAUCAAUGGUACUCCUGAUCUAUUAAAUAGCCGUAGAAUUGAUGUUGGCGGUUUUCACAUUACUUAUUAUUUACACAAACUUUUACAACUUAAAUAUCCAGCACAUUACAAUGCUAUUACCCUUAGCCGAGCAGAGGUAUUUCACAACAAUAUGCAACAUAUUUUUCAAUUAUAAUUAAACACUUUAAAAUAAUUGUUUAGGAGCUAUUAUAUGAACAUGGGUUCUUAGCAGUUCAUUAUACUGAUGCAUUAAAACAAUGGUCUGAUGGUGAGUAUUAUGAUCAUAACGUGAAAAGAAUACAACUUCCAUAUUCUAUGGCUGUUGUUUUAACUCCGGAUCAACAGCGAGAUAAAAGAAGAGAAAUGGCUAAAAAAUUAGUGGAGAUGAAUGCUAGAAAAAGAGAUGAAAAAGUGAUAUUAUCUGUUUUAUUUAAUUUAUUUUUAUUAUUUAAAAUUUGAAAAUUUGUUUUAGUUAGCAGAAGAUGAAGAACAACUUUAUCAAUUAUUAAUGAUUCGAGAGAUGAUUGAAGAUGGAGACCCGAUUGAAGAAGUCAAAGUAAAUAAUUAUGCAAAUUUUAAUUCGAUUAGAAUAAUUUUGUAUCAACUUGAGAUCUCAUUGUGUAAUAUGUUUGUAGGAGGUUCUGCGUUCUCAUGGAUUAAAAAACGAAAAAGAUCUAAAAAAAUUAAUAACUGAUCUUCAAACCAGAAUUGAUAGAACAAAAUCAAAAAUUGCUGCUUCUCAUCAUGCUUCAACCGUUGAAGAACAUGCUAUUGAGGAACCUAAAUUAAGAUUUUUUAAAAAUAAAAUUCAAUUACCAAAAGAGGAACCAAUUUCAAAAACCUGGCUUAAAGAUAUAUAUAAAAAAAGGCAAGACAUAAUUGAUAAAAAGGCUGUUAGAAGACAACGUAGACAAGAUAUGGCUAAAAGAGGAACUGCUGCAUCUUUAGAACGAAUGCGAUUAAUUAGUCAAUUAGCAAGAAAAGAUAAACGAGAUGAUGACUUUGGUAGUAGAGACGAAGACUGGGAUGUUUACAAAGUUAUUAAUAAAGUAAGUUUACUGUACUUAUGAAAUAUAUUUAAAAAAAUGUAAUGACCUUAUUAGCCCCUUCAUUACCUUAGAUAUAACAGUGGUUGGGGUUUCACAUAAAUGUGAUAUGGUAUAAGAGUAAUGACAUACAAAUAUUUUUUUCUUCUGUUUACUUAUCUAGAUAUGAAAUUGAGAAAAAGUCUGACAUUUUUACCAUUUACCAUAGAUAUAUAUGAUGUUAUUUAAUAGUUUUUGUGUAAAAUUUUCUCUAGAAAUAUGCGAAGCAGAAUAUAUUAAUCAUUAUGAUUAGUUAUAAUUUUAAUUCAUAAUAAUUUUAGGAAGGUGGAGACACUGACAGUGAAGAGGAACAAGAAAAAAUAACUGAACUUGAAGAUAUUUUACGGUUUUAUGAUCCAUCAUUUGUUAGCUCUAAUACUAGUGAGGAACAAAAUCCCAAAGAAGCUCAUCAAUUACAUUUUGGUAUAGAACGUAUGAGGUGUGCAGAAGUACUUUUCCAACCAUCAAUAAUUGGCUGUGGACAAGGUGGAAUAAGUGAUACAGUAGAAUUCAUAUUGAAAAAGUAUAAUGCAGAUAUAGCCAAAGAUUUAACUGAGAAUGUAUUUUUAACUGGUGGUCCAACUCAAUUACCUGGUUUUCAGCAAAGAGUUUAUAGGGAGCUUAGGGAAAUGCAACCAUUAGAAUCAAGUAUAAAUGUAAAACUGUCUGAUUCCCCAUUGCUAGAUUCUUGGUUUGGUGCCAAAAAAUUUGCUAACAAAAAGGAUUUUCAUAAAUAUUUAUUAACACCUGAAAUGUAUGCAGAAUUGGGUGGUGAUUAUUUUAUUGAAAACUCUUGUUCUAAUAUAUACUGUCCAUUGCCAGAUUUCCUUAAUGUUCAAGACUCUGAAUUAUUAAAUAUUCAAAAUCCAGAAUAGUAAUUAUUU
This is a messenger RNA of Cinara cedri, 3370 nucleotides long. The record is from the annotation of a GenBank genome assembly. NCBI's taxonomy places the organism in Eukaryota, Metazoa, Arthropoda, Insecta, Hemiptera, Aphididae.